Molecule: messenger RNA, 3069 nt
Organism: Engraulis encrasicolus (European anchovy)
Lineage: Eukaryota; Metazoa; Chordata; Actinopteri; Clupeiformes; Engraulidae
Product: ubinuclein-1-like
Exons: 15
Coding region: 11-2200 (729 amino acids)
Biological process (GO): chromatin organization
Cellular component (GO): nucleus
Source: RefSeq, a predicted model, not a curated record
AUGGACCGCGAUGGCUCAGCCGCGCCGAAUUCAACUCACUUCCCUCCCCGGGGAUGGCCCACUACCUGUUCCUUCAGCACCAACGCAGCCCAUCGUCAAAGAACCCACACCAGAGACACUAUUUGUAGAGUCUGCGGUCCGUUUUGAGCUCCAAUUGUUCCCCUCAGAUGAGCACCGGUGCCCGGAGUUCUACUAUCCUGACUUGGUGAAGGCAAAUGAAGCGCGAAAACAUCCUAAAACUUUGGAAGAGGUGGACGCAGACAACGAGAUGAAUGAACUUGAGGCACUGGCAAGGAAAUUCGAGGCCAAAUAUGGAGGACCUGACAAACCAAGGAAAGACCGCAUUUCUGACCUGGUGGACAUGGGUGACGGAUAUGACGAAGAGGACUCAUUUAUUGACAACUCUGAAGCGUAUGAUGAGUUUGUGCCGUCAUCUCUCAACACGGAACACGGCGGCUUCUACAUCAACUGUGGCGCCCUGAAAUUCUGCAGAGCGUCCUGCUCCGACGGUGACCCAGACACACCCAAGAUGGCAAAGAAGCGGAAGCUGAAAGAUGGAGAACCGAAGCUGAAGAAGAAAAAGAAGAGCCUGGAGCCAGGGGGUUCUGAUGCUGGCACUGCUGCCACCAUGCAGGAGUCUGCCCUGUCCCAUGAUGCCCCUGCUGCACCAGAGCCGUCCUCCUCCUCCCUGGUGGCUCGGCCUCCACCUCAGAAGAAGACCAAGCGUCCUCCGUCAGGGACGUUGAGUCUGGACAGCGUCCUCCGCAGGCUGCAGCAAGAGAAGCUCCAGGAGUUCCAGCCCGACAAGCCCCUUACCGCCCCGCCCCCCACGCGGCUGACCCCCACCCCUUUGUCCCCCACCCCCCUGGAGCCCUUCAACACCCCGAGCCACAGCGCUCUUCCCACAGGUCCUGUCGUGCUGACCAAUCAAAACGGCCCAGCAGCCAAAGGUCUGGCCAAUCCGAGCCCCCCGGCCGCAAGCGUGGUUGACCCAGCCGUGUCUGGCCCCUCCAACCCCCAACUGGCCACGCCCCCUCGUGGCCUUCCCACCCCUCUUAGAGCCAGCAUCAGGGACCUCACACAGGCUGCCAAGACACAGGGUGGCAACAAAAUCAAGUUCUUUACUCAGGCCGUCAACGACAAAUUGCUGGAUGUUGAAGUGCGGAGCAGAGAGCUGGGUCCUGCAGUUCGUUCUCAUGUCUUCACACACCUGUCCACUCACCUGCCCUUCACUAAAGACACCCUCCUGAAGCGAGCCCGCAAGCUCACAAUGACACCAGUGACUUCGGGUCUUCCAGAGGUGCUGCAGAAACUCAAGGAGGCGAUCACCACGGCGAUGCAGGAGCAACUCGUCCGUUACCAGAGCGAUCGCCGAAGCAGUUCAACAGCAAACCCUGGGAGCCCCGAGGGGCAGCAGAGAGGGGCAGGAGGUGAGGAAGAGGAAGAGGAAGGAGAGGUGACCGUGGUGAAGGGUCCUGUAUCGCCACCUAAGAGGUUCUGCUGGACUCAACCCAUCAGGGCUCUUCUGUGUGACGUUGUUCAAAUGAAGUUGACUUCUUAUGAACAGGAGAAAAAACAAAGUCCGGAUGCUGAGAAAUACUUGAAGAACUUUCUGGAACUGGAGGUGAAGCCCCUCUGGCCUAAGGGCUGGAUGCUUACCAGAAUUCUACUGAAGGAGAGUCGUAAAGCCCAUGUCCACCUGACCAGCAUGAGUGGGAAAAUGAAAUCUGAAAUUAAUGCCAAAAUUAAGAAACCCAAAGAGAAGGUUGUCAACAAGGCCUCUGUGGUCAAUACCACCCCUGCAGUGGCUGCCGUGUCCCCGACGGUGGUCAGCUCGUCUCUGGGCAACGUGUGUCAGGAACUGGGGGCCCUCAGCGCCUCCAUGACCCAACACAUCCAGGAGCUCCACAACUAUGCAGGACGGGGACGUCCCCCCGCGGCCUCCUCUUCUACCCAGCUGGGGGAGCCUGCGCUGGGCAUGCCCUGCCCGGACCCCAGCCUGGUGCUCCGACCUGUGGAGCACAAGCAGCCCCUCGGCCCCAGCCCCUCCCCUCCACCGGGCCAGGCGGCGGAGUCGGAGGGGGGCUCGGCCCAGACGUGGCCCUGCUCUGGCUCAGCCUCGUUUGGUUCUCUGCAAGCAGCCCUUCCCCCAGCCAGCCUCCCACUGGCUGCGAACGGCACGCCAAAAGAUGUCAACUAGGACGACCGGACACACACACACACACACACACACACACACACACACCUUGAUGUCGACAGAAAUGACCAAGUAUUGCUGCUUUCAUGCUAGGAUGCAUUAUUAAGGGCGUCAGUUAGAACAUUCGGACACACACACACACACACACACACCUACACACACACCUCUUGAUAAAAUGACCCAGCAUUGCUGCUGUCAUUGUAGGCUGCAUUAUUUGACCAAUAGGUUGUGCUAAAGCUUUUUCUGAAUCAGCGAUCCUUCAAGACAAUGCGAAUGACCAAGGUUUAUGUAAAGUUCAUAAUGCAUUAUGUUUAUUAUUAAGUAUGUACACGCAUUGCGCGGCACUUACUAAAUAUUUGUGGAAAAAAGUGUAUCUUGGUGUCAGUAAAGUCUGAGUCUAGGGUUCUUGGUGUUCGAUGUUGAAAGGGACAAAUCUGGGGUGCAGUUCUCGAAACCAUAGUUGCUAAGUACAUUAGCUACUUUGUUGUUUGCAAUUCAGUUUCCCAUUGACAACUAGUCAAGUUGCUAACUGGCUAACAACUAUGCUUUCGAGAAAUGCACCCCUGAGUAGGCUGCAUAGGCUUAGUUGGUCUUUGAAAAGUGUUCAUGUUCAUGAUUCAUGUUUGUGGAGAGUGCCAUUUCCUGUUUACAAUGAUCUUGUUUGAUUGGUUACAUGAUCUGUCAUAUUUUAAAGAUUUGGAUUAAUGUGAAACUUGCCUAAAGCAUUUAUAGAGUUAUUCCAUGUUUGGCUUUGUGUCCGUUUAAGCAAUAAUGUUUUUUUCUAAUGUUGUGUGUCAACCUGUCAACUAUAAAUUGUUAAAGAAGAAUUUAUUCAAAAUAAUAUUUUCAUUAAAGAUUUUUCUGUAAGUAUA